CUCAAAGUUCAGUAUAAGAUUCCAAUAGUAAUGGCCGAAGGUAGCAAACCCGAGGAACUUGAAGUGUAUGACUGCUGGAUUAGGAUGCAGAAAGGGUCACAGUUGAUGAAACUAACAGGAAAAGCAGGCGAAAAAGGACGAAAACCACAGAAAAAGACUUUCCUUCUUGAUGAGAGAAGGAUUUCCAUCCACUAUGAGCCGACCAAGAAAAAACUCAUUAGAUAUGAGAUCGCUCAGAUAACCGACAUCCAGGCAGGUGAUGAGGUCAAGAGUAUCUUUGGUGAUCUGGGCAAGAAAUACCCACUAAACACAUGUAUAUCGAUCAAGUUCGGUGAUGACAAGACUCUUGACCUGAUCGCUUCAUCUGAAUGUGAAGCCGAUGUGUGGAUUUAUGGCCUGAAGACCUUAAUCGAUAACAAAAACAACAUCAAAAGAGAUCAAGCUCUUCGACAAAAAUGGCUGAUCGAUGCGUUUGAAAGGUUUGACAAGAAUAAAGAUGGCUCUCUCAGUGUCAAUGAAGUAACUAAACUAUUGAAUGGUCUCAAUGUCAACAUGACGCCCAAGACAAUCAAGAAGAAAUUUAAUGAAGCCAACACACAAGGUGGCGAUUCUGUAUUGGAUAAAGAAGAGUUUGCUGAGUUCUUCAAAUCGAUUGUUACUCGGGAAGAGAUCGUAGAGAUCAUGAAGACAUCACCGAAUAGAACUCACAUGAACAUCCGGGACCUACAGGAUUUCCUGGAAAGAGAACAAGGGAUGAAGGAUGUGACCACACAGUACUGUGACAUCAUCAUAGACACCUACGAACCUACUGAAGAUGGACAGGAAGCAAGAGAGCUUGGUAUUGACGCUUACUACUUUCCCGAGAGUGCGACAUCUUUAAUUUUAACCACGACAAGCUCUACCAAGACAUGACGCAACCUAUGUCACAUUAUUUCAUYGCUUCAUCACAYAACACGUAUCUACUGGAAGAUCAGCUACGMGGACCAUCAAGCGUGACUGCAUACAUUAAUGCAUUAAAGAAAGGUUGUCGCUGUGUAGAGCUCGAUUGCUGGGACGGUGAUCAUGACGAGCCUAUAGUCUACCAUGGUCAYACUCUUACUUCUAAAAUCAAGUUUAGAGAUAUCAUCGAGGCUGUUGAUAAACAUGCUUUUGAAGURUCAGAAUACCCCGUCAUUCUGUCGCURGAAAACCACUGUAACCUUGAAAACCAGAUAGCAAUGGCUGCUCAUCUUGAGAGAAUUCUUGGUGAUAAGUUAUUUAAAGACCCAGUAGAUCCUACUCUCAAAAUGUUACCAUCGCCUGAUGCACUGAAAAAUAAAAUACUAAUAAAGGGCAAAAAACUCAAACCAGAACAAGAAGCAGAAGACACUGGAGAAGGCGACGUUUCAGAUGAAGACGAGGCUGGUGACAUCGACCCUGACCUCAUCAAAGGAUCCGCUACAGAUGGGGGUGGGGAGGGGUCAGCAACUCCUGCUGCGGCUYCAAAAYCUGAUAAAGAACCUAGAGAGAAAAAGAAAAGACCGAGUGGAAUACGGCACUCUUUCCGCGCCGUUGGUCGAGCCGUUCGCAGAGUUAAAUCUCCUGCUGCUCAGAAAAAUAGCAAAGACAAAAGCAAAGUUAAACUGGCAAAAGAACUCUCACGCUGUGUCAAUUACAUCAGUAGCGUCGGAUUUAAAAACUUCCAGCACUCCAAGGAAAACGCCAAGUUCUACCAAAUGUCAUCCUUUGCUGAGUCAAAACUGAUGAACUUCGCCGAAAACAAAACAGCAGCUUUUAUCGACUACAACAAAAGACAAUUGUCCCGCACAUAUCCCGCGGGUAAUCGGGUCGAUUCCAGCAAUUACAAUCCACAGAGUGGAUGGAAUGCGGGAUGUCAAAUUGUUGCACUGAACUACCAGACAGACGGAGAAAUGAUGCACAUAAACCAGGGAAGGUUCAGACAGAACAACAAGGCAGGCUACGUACUGAAACCCGAGUAUAUGAGAGAUGAGUCGAUHAGUUAUGACCCUAAGCAUCCACCAACACAAAGAAAGACGCUUAAAAUCCACUUAAUCAGCGGUCAGCAGCUGCCGAAACCAGCAGGGCACAGCGAGAAGGGGGAGGUAAUCGAUCCGUAUGUAGAAAUCAAAAUCUAUGGUGUGAGUAGCGAUCAGGCAACGUUCAAGUCCAAAGUCGUCAAAGAUAAUGGUUUCAAUCCAAAAUGGAAUCUUCACGUGGAAAAAGACUUGCACGUACCAGACAUUGCCAUGUUACGAUUCGCUGUUUACGAUGAGGAUGUUGGUGUCGAUGAUUUCAUUGGCCAAUUCUGUCUUCCAAUAACCAAUCUACAAACAGGUUAUCGACAUGUUCACCUGUUAGACAUGAAAGGAGCACCAAUCCCYAACGCGACCAUAUUUGUUCACGUGACCCUAGAAAACACGAGCCAAUCAAAGAUUGACAAGGAACGCGAACACAAACAGGAAUGGAACAACAAUCCAGCAUCACCAACCAUGUCGUAAUCCAAUACACGCAGCACUUUAUUUAUCAAAUCAACWAGACUCGAAAACAGCAAUGAACAGCUCACAAAGGAUUAUGGGAGUAUGAGGACAAUAAUUGCACAUGAGUGAAAGUCCUUAUUUGGAUAUUGUUUGCAACUAGGUAAUAUAAUCAACACAGGUAUCCCAAUGUGCAUAUACAUCAGAAAUAGCAUMUAGCCGAGGUACUUCCCUCGGGCCACUUUCUUUUCAUACUGUUAUYGUGUCUAAGAGAAAAUGAGCUAUUUUCGUCGUGUUCUACGGAUAUUCUACUUAGAUUCUUCAUACGUCCUUUUUUACGAACUUUCUGGUUUCCCUCCUCAUAUUUUUGCUCAUGUUUCCUGCGUUGCUUAUCAUCUUGUCCAUUUGUAUUAAAUCUCAUAACUCAGUCCUUUCAUGUCCAUUCUUAUGUGUUUUCUGUGCUCUUUGACAUACACUUUCUCAUGGCCUUUCUCGUGUCUUCUUCUUACUCAYUGUCAGUCUCAUGAUUCUUCUAAUGCCCACUUCCCAUGUUUUCUUCCCGUAUCCGUUCUCAUGUGUCUACUGCUGUCUCAACUCAAACUUCUUUUCGCCUUUUUCGCAUGUCUCCAUAAGCUCGGCUUAGGUCUCCUCUCAUAGUCGUGUACAGCUCCUUGUCGUAUCUUUCAUACAGUCUCUCCCAUGCCCUGCUGCUAUGAUCAUUUCAUUUCUAUUCUCAAGUCCUGUACUUUUCACAAACAAAAUUCAAUUUACAAAUUUUGCGUGACUAGUAGAGAUGGCUCCACGUGUAUAUGUGCUWUGGAAAUCUUAUAACAUAAGAUACUAAGAUAAUAUUUGAAUCGUCCAUCGAUCUCCCAUCACCUUUUGUGGCAGUUUAUUUCUAGUUUCUGAUUGUAAAAACUCUUUCUCAAGUCUCAAAUCUCAAGAUGUGAAUACAACAGAGAAUGUCAUUAUUCUCUGGGAUGAUAUAAAAAUUAGAAAUAUCAAAUUAAUAAUGGAAAUACAAAUGAUACGAUAAAAAUAUAUGUAUUUAAUUAAUGGGGUUUUGCGCAAAACUGGAUCGUCUAAAACUCGAAAAUAAGGGAAACAAACUCAUAUGCAAAGUCACUUUAAAGUCUAGUGGGUGAAAAUCAGAAGAACGAUCAAUAUUGUAUAGCUCUGUGAAUAUAUCAGYAGCCCCGUUACAACAGACGAGACUGCUAGGAUGGACUGUUUGCAAUAUUGAAACCUUAUGUUUUCCAAGAUACGUAAAACGUGAAGGUAACUAAUAAAGAGCUAUUACAGAAGGCGUUGAUUAUAUACGGGAUAUACUGCAAUACCGAGAUGUAUUGCUGGUCUCUGGUGAAAACGAAUUUCAUUCAUUCCACCUCUGUGCUUUCGAUGGAAAAGAUUUAGUUACAGCAAUGCAUUACAGUAUUGGAAAUGUUCAAUACUCAACGUUUUUUGUUUUAGUUGUUUAAUAAGACUUCUGUAGAUUAAUGUCCGUAGUGUAGAUGAAUUAAAUUUUCAGGUUUCCUUAAUGAUUUUUUCUUAUUAAGAAGACAUAAUCAUGAUUUAGUUGUAAUACUUUAGACCUAGUAUCUGUCUGAGAGAGGGACGGAUCUAAGGGCUGUAAGAGGGGUGCCAAGGGGUGCUCCCAAUUUUGGGAAAAACCUGCUUGAAUUCAUAAAGAAAUACACRAUCAUAUGAUAUGUAARAUCAGACCGACAGACAGAYCAACUCAAAAUUUAUAGACGUGCCCCCACCCCCAACCCACAAUUUCUUGAUCCGCCCUUUUCAGACAUUACAAUGUCUGUUGUAUARAGGUUCUCCUUCCCAGUCAUAUAUACUGCAUUCAAUCAUUUCGUUGUAUGGUAACUAAACAUAUAUCGKUCGAUCCCUUUUUGUCGCAAGUAAAAUAUAAACUAUCCAGGGAUAUAAAAUAUUGAUCGAUUAGUUUUGAUACAUUUUUAUACGUGAUUUACGCAUGUACGAGUAUAUAAGAUAUUUGUAUUAUUUGAUAGUAAAUUAAUUCACAAGUUCAGCAAUAAAAUGAUAUGGUAACUUUGA
Exaiptasia diaphana is the source of this 4541-nucleotide messenger RNA. RefSeq names its product 1-phosphatidylinositol 4,5-bisphosphate phosphodiesterase delta-4. Lineage: Eukaryota; Metazoa; Cnidaria; Anthozoa; Actiniaria; Aiptasiidae. Gene Ontology annotation, molecular function: calcium ion binding; phosphatidylinositol-4,5-bisphosphate phospholipase C activity. The record is from RefSeq and is a predicted model, not a curated record. Gene Ontology annotation, biological process: lipid metabolic process; intracellular signal transduction.